AUGUCGUCGAGUGUACCAUACAAUCCCGGAGACUUUGAGGAUAACAAUCCCUUCACAUCGGUGCUUGAUAUCGCACCUGCUCCUCCGCUUGAGGACACGACGUCUGAGAAUGAAGGGGAGACACAAGCAGCACAAGCAGCACAAGCAGCACAAGGACUACCAAGUGGAGAAGAUAAGGAGACUGAGAUUGAAGAAGGUCAGUUGAGCGAGAUCGAGCUUAAACGGUUGAUUCCAGAAAGAUAUACCAAGAAAUAUCUGAUGAGUAUAGAGAUGAAGGCCAUUGAGAAGAACAAGCCUCAGAACCCUAUAUUAAGAUUUGAAGUUACGGUUAAAGGUUUGCCCAAAUAUCGUCAAGAGAAAUAUGUUAAUGUUCGUCGAACAUAUAAUGAAGUAGUCAAGUUCAAUAAGUAUUUAACUGUAUCGAAUUUGGAGGUCUUUGUUCCUGUACUCCCACUGAGUGUUACCUCUUAUCCACCUGGUAGUGAAGAUGAGACCAAGCAAUUGCUUAGUGUAUGGCAAGAAUGGUUUGAUACCAUUUCCCGGAAUCGCAUUCUUAUUCGGGACGAGGAGUUUUUAUAUUUUAUUGAGAGUGAUUUUGGGUAUUCCGUGAUAAACUCCAAUAAGAAGACACUGGUAGCCACGGGGUUAAUGAGAAAGACGUUAAAACAAUUGAGUGUACCAUAUGAUCCUUAUAAUGAGCUUUCAGAUUUCCGUCCACUAAUCAAAAACAUGUAUUUGGAAACACUGAAGUUAUACAAGAUUUUGGAUAGACACACCAAGCUGGAGAAACAAUUAUCCAUUCAAUUGUUUGAUUUAGGGAAUAAGCUUCUUAAUCUUUCACAGUUUGAAACAAUGCAUCCAGGAAUGAAGAAUCUAUGGGAGAAAUUAAGUAAGAUCACUCAUAUUCAAUCUGAUUUAUUUUUGAUAGAAUGUGUUACAGAUAUGGGUACUCUUGGAGAUGGGGCUCGGAAUAUGUCUGAAAACUUGUAUCAAAUAAAGGAAGCAUUAACCAAUCGUCAUUUGAUAAUGCGUGAGUUGAAUCAAGCUGAACAACAAACAAGAAGUAAACGAGCUCAAGCUAUUAAGAUCAAGAAUAGGGCAAGUUUAGACCCAAUAAAAGUAGAUGAAGCUUUACGAUCUUUGGAAUAUGCCACUAAAGCUGAAGAGUCGCUUAGUUUACAAGUGAAAAGAAUAUCUGGCGAGAUGAUCUUUGAAAAGGCAGAAAUAUUGGAGUCCACUGAAUUAAAGUUCCAAAAAUUGAUUAAGAAUUAUACUUUACAUAAAGUGGAUCAUCAUAGAAAGGUUUUAAAGCAUUUGGAAAGUAUCAGACUUGAUGUUCGAUUGGUUGAUGAUAAAGGAGGAUUAUCACGAUUAAAUCGAAAUAAUCUUAGUACUAUUAAACACAAUCUUCUUCAAUCGCAAUCAUCUUCUGGAGAUUCAUGGAGCUCCAGGUCAUUCCGAUCCUUAGCGGAAGAGAAACAACAACAGAGGCUUAAAGAGGAAUCAGGUAAAGAAAAUAAGCUUUUUCAAGAAGAUGAAGAGAUGGUUGAUCCUAAACGUGCAGCUCAUUUAUUAGGUGUUGCGACAUUUUGA
Lizanozyma spartinae is the source of this 1593-nucleotide messenger RNA. It is a transcript of the gene VPS17, whose product is annotated as retromer subunit. Gene Ontology annotation, cellular component: endosome; retromer complex; retromer, tubulation complex. Gene Ontology annotation, molecular function: phosphatidylinositol-3-phosphate binding. Gene Ontology annotation, biological process: retrograde transport, endosome to Golgi; intracellular protein transport. The transcript has a single exon. Lineage: Eukaryota; Fungi; Ascomycota; Pichiomycetes; Serinales; Debaryomycetaceae. The record is from RefSeq and is a predicted model, not a curated record. Bases 1 to 1593 code for a protein of 530 amino acids.